AUGGUGGUACCGCCGCCGCCAGGAUAUGUCAGUACACCAGGAGGUGCUCCGCCUGGGUACGUGGCGCCUGGGCGUGAGCCUCAGCCGAUGAGUGCUGCGGAACUGGCUGCGAAAGCACGCAAGUGGAAGCAGACACAGAGUCGCAAGUAUGGUGACCGCCGUGAGAAAACGGCGCUUCUUGACACAGGAAAGCAGGAACUUCCUCCAGAGCAUGUCCGUAAGAUUAUCAAGGACCAUGGCGAUAUGAGCAAUCGUAAAUACCGUGCCGAGAAGCGUGUGCAUCUUGGUGCACUGAAAUAUGUCCCACACGCGAUGAUGAAGCUGCUGGAAAAUAUCCCAAUGCCUUGGGAGCAGGUGCGUGAAGUGCCUGUGUUGUAUCAUAUUACAGGUGCCAUCACCUUUGUGAACGAAACGCCACGUGUUGUUGAGCCGAUUUACCAUGCACAAUGGGCGACAAUGUGGCUGGCUAUGCGACGCGAGAAGCGUGAUCGUCGGCACUUUAAGCGUAUCCGAUUCCCUCCCUUUGAUGAUGAAGAGCCGCCGAUCGACUAUGGCGACAACAUUUUGGAUGUUGAGCCAUUGGAGGCGAUUCAGUUGGAGCUGGAUGAGGACGAAGAUGCAGCGAUCAUUGAUUGGUUUUACGAUCACAAGCCACUCAUCAAGGAUGCGCGCUACAUCAAUGGCCCUUCGUACCGAUUCUGGACGCUGGAUUUGCCGAAGAUGGCGGCACUGUACCGCCUGGGCCGUACGUUGCAAAGCGACUUUGCGAUGGGUGAUCGCAACUACUUUUAUCUGUUUGAUCUCAAGUCGUUUUACACGGCCAAGGCACUGAAUGUAGCGAUCCCCGGUGGCCCCAAGUUUGAGCCCCUGUUUAAGGAUAUGGACGACUACGAUGAUGAUUGGAACGAGUUUAACGAUAUCCGCAAAGUGAUUAUUCGGCACCAGAUUCGCACAGAGUACAAAGUGGCAUUCCCUCAUUUGUACAACAGCCGCCCAAGGGCUGUGGCGCUGAACACGUACCACGAGCCGAAGAACGUGUUUGUGCGUACGGACGACCCCGACCUGCCUGCGUUCUACUUUGACCCUUCGCUGAAUCCGAUUUCCAGCCGGACGCUGGGCACAGAUCACCUAUUCCGUCCGCACUACAACGAUGGCGAGCCUGUGCUGUCGCAUGAGGAUGUGGUCUUUGGUGAAGGUGUGCAAGGCGACGAUGAGCUGCCAGAUGAAGAGGCCUUUGUCCUGCCAGAUGGCAUUGAGCCGUUUUUGCAAGAGGCGCCACUAGAGAACGAGCUUACAGCAGAUGCAAUUGCGCUGUGGUGGGCUGCGCCGCCAUACCAUCGCCGAAGUGGCGUGACGCGACGGGCUGUGGAUGUGCCACUGAUCAAGGCGUGGUACUUGGAGCACUGUCCUCCAGGCCAGCCUGUCAAGGUGCGUGUGAGCUACCAAAAGCUGCUCAAGAAGUACGUGCAGAACACACUUCAUGCUCGCCCCUACAAGGCACAGUCGAAGAAGUAUUUGUUCCGCCAGCUCAAGUCGACCAAGUUCUUCCAAACGACCCAUCUUGACUGGCUAGAGGCGGGUCUGCAAGUGGUGCGCCAGAGUUUCAAUAUGUUGAAUCUGUUGAUCCACCGUAAGGCGUUGACGUACUUGCACCUGGACUACAAUAUGAACUUGAAGCCAGUCAAGACGCUGACGACCAAGGAGCGCAAAAAAUCGCGAUUCGGUAAUGCAUUCCAUCUUGUGCGUGAGAUGGCCCGUAUGACGAAGCUGAUUGUCGAUGCGCAUGUGCAAUUCCGACUGGGCAACUGUGAUGCGUAUCAGUUGGCCGAUGGCCUGCAGUACCUGCUGAACCAUGUCGGCCAGCUGACGGGUGUUUACCGAUACAAGUACAAAGUGAUGCACCAAAUUCGUGCCUGCAAAGAUUUGAAGCAUGUCAUUUACUACCGCUUCAAUGCGGGGCCUGUGGGUAAGGGUCCAGGUGUAGGCUUCUGGGGCCCCUCAUGGCGCGUAUGGAUUUUCUUCAUGCGUGGCAUUACGCCACUACUUGAACGCUGGCUUGGCAACCUGUUGGCGCGUCAGUUUGAAGGCCGCAAUGGACGUACAGGUGGCAAGUCUGUGACAAAGCAGCGUGUAGAGUCGCACUUUGACCUGGAGCUGCGUGCGGCUGUGAUGCACGACUUGCUUGAUAUGAUGCCGGAAGGGAUCAAGCAGAACAAGAGCAAGACGAUUCUGCAGCACUUGACCGAGGCCUGGCGCUGCUGGAAAGCCAAUGUGCCGUGGAAGGUGCCGGGCAUGCCCACAGCGAUUGAGAAUGUUAUUCUGCGGUACGUCAAGUCCAAAGCCGAUUGGUGGACGUCAGUGGCCCACUACAACCGUGAGCGCAUUCGCCGCGGUGCCACGGUCGAUAAGACGGUAAGCCGCAAGAACUUGGGUCGUUUGACGCGUUUGUACCUCAAGGCCGAGCAGGAGCGCCAGAAUGCGUACCUCAAGGACGGCCCAUACAUCACCUCCGAGUCGGCUGUGGCGAUUUACACGUCGACCGUACACUGGCUUGAAAGCCGGCGUUUCCAGCCGAUUCCCUUCCCGUCGCUCAACUUCAAGCACGAUACCAAGCUGCUGGUCCUGGCGCUCGAAAAGCUCAAGGAGGCGUACAGUGUCCAAGGCCGUCUGAAUCAGACGCAGCGUGAAGAGCUCGCCCUGAUCGAGCAGGCGUUCGACAACCCACAUGAGACACUAGCGCGUAUCAAGCGCCUGAUGCUAACGCAGCGUGCGUUCAAAGAGGUGGGACUGGAGUUCUUCGAUACGUUUGCGAAACUGGUGCCGACAUACGACAUUGAGCCGAUGGAGAAGAUCACGGAUGCGUACUUGGAUCAGUACCUUGCGUACGAGGCGGACAAACGCGCUCUCUUCCCGGCCUGGAUCAAGCCCAGUGACCAAGAGCCUCCGCCGCUGCUUGUGUACAAGUGGUGCAAUGGCAUUAACAAUCUGCAGGACGUUUGGGAGACGUCGCAGGGCGAAUGUACAGUGCUUAUGGAGACGACGCUGUCGAAGGUGUUUGAUAAGGUCGAUAUUACGCUGCUCAAUCGCCUGCUGCGUCUGAUUAUGGACCACAACUUGGCCGACUACAUUACGGCGAAGAACAAUGUGUCGAUUGUCUGGAAGGAUAUGGCGCAUGUGAAUUCGUACGGUCUGCUACGUGGUCUUCAGUUCUCUGGCUUCGUGUUCCAGUACUACGGCAUGAUCCUUGACCUGCUUAUCUUGGGUCUGCGCCGUGCUAGUGAUAUGGCUGGCUCGCCCAAGAUGCCGAAUGGGUUCUUGCAGUACGAGAGUCCUGAGAUCGAGACGCGGCACCCUGUGCGUAUGUACAUGCGGUAUGUCGAUCGUGUGCACAUUCUCUACCGCUUUACGGCAGACGAGGCGCGCGACUUGAUCCAGCGGUACCUGAGUGCGAACCCUGAUCCGAACAACAGCAACAUGAUCGGGUACAACAACAAGAAGUGUUGGCCACGUGACAGUCGUAUGCGCCUGAACAAGCAUGAUGUGAACCUGGGCCGGGCGGUGUUCUGGACGGUGAAGAACUCGCUGCCGCGCAGUUUGACGACGAUUGAGUGGGACGACACGUUCGUGAGUGUGUACAGCAAAGACAACCCCAACCUGCUUUUCUCGAUGCAAGGCUUUGAGGUGCGCAUUCUCCCGAAGAUGCGCCAGGGUGAUAUGGGCGAGCAGCGCGAUGGCGUUUGGUCGUUGGUUCACGCUUCGACAGGAGAGCGUAGUGCGCAGGCCUACCUGCGUGUGUCGGACGAGUCGAUUGCCGCCUUCCACAACCGUGUGCGUCAAGUGUUGAUGGCAGCGGGCUCGUCGCCUUUUGCGAAGAUUGUGAACAAGUGGAAUACGACACUGAUUGGCCUCAUGACGUACUUCCGUGAAGCGGUCAUUCAUACCAAUGAGCUGCUGGACCUGCUGGUGAAGUGUGAGAACAAGAUCCAGACCCGUGUGAAGAUUGGUCUGAACAGCAAGAUGCCCUCGCGCUUCCCGCCGGUGGUAUUCUACAGCCCGAAGGAGCUCGGUGGGCUGGGCAUGCUCUCGAUGGGCCACGUGCUCAUUCCGCAGUCGGAUCUGCGGUGGUCGAAGCAGACAGAUACAGGUAUCUCGCACUUCCGCUCUGGUAUGAGCCAUGAUGAGGACCAGCUGAUCCCGAACUUGUACCGUUACAUUCAGAGCUGGGAGUCAGAGUUCCUCGACAGUUCGCGCGUAUGGUCCGAGUAUGCCAAUAAGCGUCGCGAGGCGAACGCCCAGAACCGACGAUUGACGCUGGAGGAUUUGGAAGAUGCAUGGGACCGUGGUAUUCCGCGUAUCAACACACUGUUCCAGAAAGACCGCACGAUUUUGUCGUAUGACAAAAUGUGGCGUCUGCGCAACGAGUUCAAGCAGUAUCAGCUGUUGAAGUACAAUCCGUUCUGGUGGACGUCGCAGCGCCACGACGGUAAGCUGUGGCAGUUGAAUCAGUACCGUACCGAUAUUAUUGCGGCGCUGGGCGGUGUGGAAGGCUGCUUGGAGCACACACUGUUCAAGGGCUGCAACUUCCCUACGUGGGAAGGUCUCUUCUGGGAGAAGGCCUCAGGCUUUGAGGAUCAAAUGAAGCACAAGAAGCUGACAAAUGCCCAGCGGUCCGGUCUUUCGCAGAUUCCCAACCGUCGCUUUACGUUGUGGUGGAGUCCGACGAUCAACCGUGCGAAUGUGUAUGUCGGUUUCCAGGUCCAGCUUGAUUUGACGGGUAUUUUCAUGCACGGCAAGAUUCCCACGCUGAAGAUCUCGCUGAUCCAGCUGUUCCGUGCGCACUUGUGGCAGAAGAUUCACGAGAGUAUUGUCAUGGACUUGUGUCAGGUGUUUGAUCAGGAGCUGGAGGCGCUGCAGAUUGAGACGGUGCAGAAAGAGACGAUCCAUCCACGCAAGUCGUACCGUAUGAAUGCGUCGUGUGCGGAUAUUGUGCUGUUUGCGAGCUACAAAUGGCCGAUGUCCAACCCUUCGCUGCUCACGGACUCCCGCGACGUGAUGGGCGGCGCGACGGGAUCCAAGUGGUGGAUCGAUGUGCAGCUGCGUUGGGGCGACUUUGACUCGCACGACAUUGAGCGAUACUGCCGUGCGAAGUACUUGGACUACACUACCGACAACACGUCGAUUUACCCGUCGCCGACCGGUGUGCUCAUCGGCAUUGACUUGGCGUACAGUAUGCAUUCGGCGUAUGGCUCGUACAUCCCGGGCGCCAAGCCGCUGCUACAGCAGGCGAUGGCGAAGAUCAUGAAAGCCAACCCUGCGUUGUACGUGCUGCGCGAGCGUAUCCGCAAGGGUCUGCAGCUCUACAGUUCCGAGCCGACGGAGCCGUACUUGAACUCGGGCAACUAUGCCGAGCUGUUCAGCAACCAGGUGAUUUGGAUGAUCGAUGAUACCAACGUGUACCGCGUCACGAUCCACCGUACGUUUGAAGGCAACUUGGUGACGAAGCCCAUCAACGGUGCGAUCUUUAUCUUGAAUCCACGCACAGGCCAGCUCUUCCUCAAGGUGAUUCAUACAUCGGUAUGGGCGGGUCAGAAACGUCUGGGCCAGCUGGCCAAGUGGAAGACGGCCGAAGAAGUCGCAGCGUUGGUGCGUUCGCUGCCGGUGGAAGAGCAGCCGAAGCAGGUGAUUGUCACACGCAAAGGUAUGCUGGAUCCAUUGGAAGUGCACCUGCUCGACUUCCCGAACAUUGUGAUCAAAGGCUCGCAAUUGCAGCUGCCCUUCCAGGCCUGCAUGAAGCUGGAAAAGAUUGGCGACUUGAUUCUGCGGGCGACGCAGCCGCAGAUGGUCCUCUAUUCGCUGUACGACGACUGGCUCAAGAGCAUUUCGUCGUACACGGCGUUCUCGCGCUGUAUUCUGCUGCUGCGUGCCUUGCAUGUGAAUGCGGAAAAGACCAAGGUCAUCUUGCGGCCGAACAUCAACACGGUGACGCAGCCGCAUCACAUUUGGCCGUCGUUCUCGGACGAGGAGUGGAUCAAGGUGGAGAUUGCGUUGCGUGAUCUCAUCUUGCAGGACUAUGGUCGCCGCAACCAGGUGGCUGUGGCGAGUCUUACGUCGAGUGAGAUCCGUGAUAUUAUCCUGGGUAUGGAGAUUUCGUCGCCAUCGCAGCAGCGUCAGCAGAUGGCCGAGAUUGAUCAGAACCAGGCACAGCAGCAAGUCACUGCGACACAGACACGCACGGUGAAUGUGCAUGGUGACGAGAUCCAAACGGUCACCACGACGCAGUACGAGAACCAGGUGUUCAGCUCCAAGAGCGACUGGCGUAUUCGGGCGCUGAGUGCGACGAACCUACCGCUGCGUUGCCAGCAUCUGUACGUCUCGAACGACGAUGUGCGCGAGGAUGCUGGUGCGUUGACGUAUGUCAUUCCGAAGAACAUUCUCAAGACGUUCAUUAUGACCAGCGAUCUGCGUGCGCAAGUGGCAGGGUACCUGUACGGUGCGUCGCCGCCAGAUAUGCCUGCCGUCAAGGAAAUCAAGCUGAUUGUGUGGGUGCCGCAGCGUGGCAGUAACACGGGCGUGGAAUUGCCGGAGCAGCUGCCUACGCAUGACUACAUGCUCAAGGAUCUGGAGCCUCUUGGCUGGAUCAAGACGCAGGCACAAGACCUGCCGCACCUGGCGCCGGCCGACGUUGCGACGCAUGCACGCAUGAUGGCGGCGCACCCAGAAUGGGGCGCGCACAGUGUGUGCGUGACAUGUGCGUUUACGCCCGGCUCGGUGAGUCUCUCGGCGCAUACGCUCAGUGUGGAGGGCUUUGAGUGGGGCCGCAAAGCGUCGGCGGCCGAUGCCAUGGGCCCUGCGCCGGGCUUUGCGCCGAGCAUGGUCGAGAAGGCGCAGUUGCUUCUGAGUGACCGCAUCCUUGGCACGACGUUAGCGCCGUCCGAUGGCGCGUGGAACUAUGGCCUGUCGCUCAGUGCGCAAUGGACGCCGCAUUUCCAGUACUCGCUGCAAUUGGCGCCGCCGGCGGCCUACUGGGACGAAAUCCAUCGUCCGCAAAACUUCUUGUCGUUUACCGGCGCGUUGCCGGACGACGAGAAUGCGGCGGAUUGGCAAAAUGCUCUCGAGUAA
This is a messenger RNA of Malassezia pachydermatis, 7119 nucleotides long. Its product is annotated as pre-mrna-processing-splicing factor. The record is from RefSeq and is a predicted model, not a curated record. Gene Ontology annotation, molecular function: pre-mRNA intronic binding; U2 snRNA binding; metallopeptidase activity. Lineage: Eukaryota; Fungi; Basidiomycota; Malasseziomycetes; Malasseziales; Malasseziaceae. The transcript has a single exon. Gene Ontology annotation, cellular component: catalytic step 2 spliceosome; U5 snRNP. Bases 1 to 7119 code for a protein of 2372 amino acids. Gene Ontology annotation, biological process: mRNA splicing, via spliceosome; spliceosomal tri-snRNP complex assembly.